Molecule: messenger RNA, 990 nt
Organism: Rotaria sp. Silwood1
Lineage: Eukaryota; Metazoa; Rotifera; Eurotatoria; Philodinida; Philodinidae
Source: the annotation of a GenBank genome assembly
AUGGCAGAAAAAACGGUCGUGCAACGUUCAGGUAAUGCUGUACAUAAAGAAGUUUCAUCUUAUAAUGAAUUAUAUCAAGAUUCAACAUCUGUUGAUAAACGAAAAGAUCAAUAUAAAACUUUAGUAACAAAUUAUUAUAGUUUAUCAACAGAUUUUUAUGAAUAUGGUUGGGGUCAAAGUUUUCAUUUUGCUAAUCGAUUUCGUGGCGAGACAUUAGCAGAAUCAAUACAACGACAUGAAUCUUAUUUAGCAUUAAAAAUGAAUGUUAAACAAGGUGAUAAAGUACUUGAUAUUGGUUGUGGAGUUGGAGGACCAUUAAGACGUAUUGCAUACUUAACUAGAGCACAUGUUACUGGUUUAACAAUCAGUCAAUAUCAAGUUCAACGAGCUAAAACUAUUGGUGUACCACCUAAUUGUCAAUUUAUACAAGGUGAUUUUAUGGAAUUACCAUUUGAUGACAAUAGUUUUGAUCAUGUUUAUGUUAUUGAAGCUGUAUGUCAUGCACCAGAAAAGGCUAAAUGUUUUGCUGAAGUUUUUCGUGUUCUUAAACCAGGCGGUUCAUUUGUUGGUUAUGAUUGGUGUUUAACGGAUAAAUAUGAUAAAGAAAAUCCUACACAUGUUGAAACAAAACGUUUAAUAGAAGAAGGUGAUGCAUUGCCAGAAUUAAAAACAACUCAUCAAAUAAUAUCAGAUCUUAAAUCCGUUGGUUUUACUAUUGAAGAAAAUCAAAUAAUACCCGAAGGUGAUAUUCCAUGGUAUCAACCAUUGAAAGGUGGGGAUUCAUUUUUUUCACUGAAUAAUCUUCGUGCAUCAUCAAUUGGUCGAUGGUUAACAAGUAAUAUGGUUUGGCUUAUGGAAAAAACUUGGAUAGCUGCUCAAGGAAGUGUCGGAACACUUAAAAUACUCGAAAAAGCUGCUGUAGGUUUAGUACGUGGCGGUGAAAGUGGUAUAUUUACACCAUAUUUCUUUUUUCUUGCUCGAAAAUCUUAA